Molecule: messenger RNA, 1916 nt
Organism: Asterias rubens (European starfish)
Lineage: Eukaryota; Metazoa; Echinodermata; Asteroidea; Forcipulatida; Asteriidae
Exons: 5
Coding region: 496-1344 (282 amino acids)
Source: RefSeq, a predicted model, not a curated record
UGUAUUGAUGGAAUAGACAGACGCCAUUUUUCCCGUUUCGUUUAAUCUGUGAACCUACAUUGGUUGUUUACUAUGAAGUUAAAGAGUCUCUGGUAAUUACGUGUUCGCCAUUGUUCAACGUUUAUCACAAGAUACCAACAAUCACACGUCAUAUACGACUGUAGUUUUAUAAAGAGAUAAAAGAGGACAUACCACUGAUUGACGUCCGAUUCGGCUCAAGCACCAUCCGUAACACGGAUUCUUAAUUGUUUGAUUUAUGGUUUGGAUGACAUUUACCUUGGAUGAUGUUUGCUUCUGUUUAAAUUUCGACCCUGAACCUCAAAUGGUUGGCCAAUUGUAAGGUUUUCCUCAAGGAGGAGCAGACAACAAGAAACCUGUCAAGGAAAGAUAAACCACAGCAAGACAUACAGUACAAGUCAUCAACAGAUGAAGACACCAACGGGUUCUGUGGUUCAUCUCAGCCAAAACAUUUAAAUUGAAACAUUUGGAAUUAUUAUGGCGAAUGCGGACAAUAUUAACGGGAAUUCCCAACCAGAAGAUGCGCCCCAAACAUCCUCCCAAACAUCAGCGGGUGCAGGUGGAAGGAGGUACCGUAAGAAGGACGAUAAACGCGGCAGUGGGCAGUCUCAAGAUUCAUCAAAUACACCGUCUCUGAGAGAAAAGGAAACAAAUCAAAGUGAUGCAGAUAUUCAGAGGAUCAAGCUUAACCGUCUUAGCAACUAUGAAGUCGACGACGUUAAGAUGGCCAACGUCUUUGGUUCCAAACCAACUGAUAAGAAAGCAGUCAGUAGUUCAAUGCGUCUUAACCCUCUCUAUGACCAAGAUGGUACAGUCGAAGUCUCCUCGGAUCAAGCUCAUGUUGCUAAGUCUUCAGAUACUGCCAGUCAAGACUCUGGUAUCGGCAACAUGACUUCUGCUAAGAGUAAAAAAGGAACUUAUAAGCGACCUAAGAAGGCUCAGGAUGAGGACGAGGAGGAGCUUCCAGUCAAUGAUGCUGACGGGACUAAGAUAAACUACAGCAAAAACUUUAGAUUUGGGAGGCCAGCGGAGAAUGGAGUUCAAAAUGGAGCAGGAGUUAAGAAACUUACAACCUUUGGAGUUGUAAUGCCUUCCAGAGUCAAGCAAAACACCAUCCCCAAGAAUCAGCUGGUUGCCCCUGGUGACGGUGUUACCCAGUAUGCACUGAGUGAACAAGACAAGAAAGCCAAGCCAGAUAUUGAGGCUGCAAGACGUCGACAUGAGAUUAGGAGAAGAUGGAGAUAUGUCAUCAUUCUAAUUCUCAUCAUCUUAUUCUUUGGUCUCAUUCUUACCGUUGUCUUGUACUUUGCCACAAGAGCACCUUGAUGUAUACACUGAAGUAAAUCUGACCCUAUUUGUUGCAAAAAUAUUUCCAUGAUUCCGAGUUAAGAACUUUCCUGUAACAAGCACUUAAACAAAAUGUUUACAAUAAAGGUCAAGAAAGGGCUAUGUAUUUUACCUUUCAUUCGGUGACAAACUUAAGAUGAAAUAAUUUGUUUGUUUGAUAAAACAUCCCAAAAUCUUGAAGAUUUAUUGAGUAGGAUCAUUUUUCGUUUAGACAUCUCAGUUUAAUGUUUGUAAUUUGUGUGUAAUCACAAUAUAUAGCCAAAGCACAUUGUGUGAUGUCACAAGAGUAAAGUCAAACCUCAGAUCACUAAUAGUAGUGUCUCAAACUAGAGAAACAAGACUCACGCUUACCAAGUACAAAAAAAAUCUUACUUGGCAGGAGCUGGUAAACAUCCUAAUUCCUUGUUUACAUUAUUGCGAUCUGCUGAGCAAAGAAAUUUGCAAAAGUAGUUCUGCUUGACAGUUUUCAACGUUAACCUUUUCAAAAACAAAUCAGGGCCCAAUUUCAUGGCUCUGCUUACCGCCGAAUUCUGCGCUUACGAUCGCGAUUC